AUGGUGAACCAUUACCCUUCAGAAACUAAAAAGAAAAGAAAGCCUUGGAUAAUCCAAGUAAUUGUUAUGUAUUAUUAGAAGGAAGACAAGCUUUUAAGAAAAUUAGUAAAAAAAUUCUAAAAUGAAAGGUUAGCAUGGAAGAAAAUCUCUUAAACUUUAAAAUAACAUGGGUUUAAUCGGGACACCAAGGCUUGUCGAGAAAGAUUUUCAAAUCAUCUUGAUAACAGUUAUAAUAAAGCUGAUUUAACAGAUAAGGAAAUAGAUUAGCUUUUUGAGUUGAUUGAACAUUAUGGAAAUAAAUGGGUAAUAAUUUGAAACUUAUUUUAGACAUAUAUAGCUGAAUAAUUAAAUAAUAGAACAGAUUAAGACAUUAAGAAUAAGUUUUAUGCUCAUGUCAAGAAAAUUAUACGUCGAUUGAUAAAAGUUGCUUAUAAAACAACUGAAAGUAUUUAUUAUUAUCAAUUAGGCUCCAUAAUCAUUGCAAAAAUUCAGCCUCUCUUGAUUUCAAGCAUUUAUUGUCAUCAUGAUGAAGAUAAUGAUAAAAUAUUAAAAAUUGAUGAUUAGAUGAAGGCUCUUUUUAAAUAGUUAAUUCGAAAAAAUAAAAAAAUUGAAGUUGGAGUCAAUGUUGAUGACUAAACAAUAGAUUAAGUUAAAAUAAUUAUGAAUUACCUUAGUGAGUAAAAGUAAAAUUAUAUAUAUAUAUAAAUAGUGAUAUAUACAUAGAAAAAAAGGUUAGUAAGUAGGCAAAAAAGGUGUAAAUUAUGAAAAUGAAAAAUAAGAGAACUCUUAAAAUGUAAUAAGACUUAAAUUAAUAAUAAAAAAUAAUAGAAAAGAUAUAAAAGUAGCAGCCUAUAUUUACAACAAAGAAAAUUAAAAUUGAAAAAUUUAAGUUUACUAUUGCUCCAUAAUAAAUGGAUUAAAUAUCUAUCCCUUAUUUCUAAUUUAAAUCAAUAGAAAAUAUGAAUUCAUUUUAACCAUACAUCAAUCCUAUUAUUUCAACUACCUCCUAUUAUUGGAAUCACCCUUCUAAUAUAUUUUCAAUUAAUUCUUUAUUAUCAAAUGUAAUUGAUUAAAAUUAUUUAUAGAAUUAUUUGUUUGGAUUUUAAUGUAAUCAAAAUUCAUAUGGAAUAUAGUCCGAUAAAUAUAGAGUUACUCCAGAUUGA
Paramecium primaurelia is the source of this 1163-nucleotide messenger RNA. NCBI's taxonomy places the organism in Eukaryota, Ciliophora, Oligohymenophorea, Peniculida, Parameciidae. The record is from the annotation of a GenBank genome assembly.